CCCAACACGAUUUGCCAGCAUUAAACACAGCCCAUUUUCUAAGCCCAUAUCAUCAAAAGUCCAAUUAUAGAAUCAGGAUUUUGAAGAUCAUCUUAUCCAGUGUGUGAGGUUGACUGAAAGCACCCAGCUUCAAUUCUCCACCCACUCGUGGUUGUGGGUCGCAUUUUGGCAUUCUUUAUUAGAUUUUUUUCCUUUCCCCACAGAACCUUAUCUGCUCUUUCAAUCUUCUUUCUCUUAUCCCAAUGCUGCUAUAUCUCAGCUAAACAGUAAAAAUUGCUCAAGCUUUUCGUCAAUGGCGGACAUUGUUUCGUGCCACCACAGCUGCUCCUUUUCACCAUUGACAAAAUAUGGUAAUCGCCGGCACCCAUCGAAUCGCAUCGAGCUAUCAAAUCUCCAUAAUCCUUCCAGCCACCAGUUUAAGCCUUUGCGCUCCUCUGAAAAGUCAACUUCAUAUGAGCACGUAGGUGAUCAGAGAAAUUGGUUUUCAUCGAUGAAGAAAAGCGCGAUUUCAAUGGCGUUGGCAGUUGGAUUGGUCACGGGAUUUCCUGAUUUGGGAUAUUUAGGAGAAGCCAAUGCAGCUAACAUUGCUCCAUCACUACCAGAUGUAUCGGUUUUGAUUUCAGGGCCACCGAUUAAAGAUCCCGGGGCAUUGUUGAGAUAUGCAUUGCCUAUCGACAACAAAGCUAUCAGGGAAGUUCAGAAGCCGCUCGAGAAUAUUACCGAAAGUCUGAAGAUUGCUGGCGUCAAAGCCCUUGAUUCUGUUGAGAGGAAUGUUAGGCAGGCUUCGAAGGCUCUCCAGAAAGGCAAGACUUUGAUUGUUGGAGGCCUUGCAAAGUCAAAGGCCGAUGAUGGGAUUGCAUUGCUUGACAAAUUGGAAUCGGGAUUGGGUGAGCUUCAAAAGAUUGUGGAGGAUAGAAAUCGUGAUGCGGUUUUACCUAAGCAGAAGGAACUACUUAACUAUGUUGGAGGUGUUGAAGAGGACAUGGUUGAUGGCUUUCCUUAUGAAGUGCCUGAAGAAUACAAAAACAUGCCGUUGCUAAAGGGGAGAGCAACUGUGGAUAUGAAAGUCAAGGUCAAGGACAAUCCUAACCUGAAUGAUUGCGUAUUUCGUAUAGUUUUGGACGGUUAUAAUGCUCCUGUCACUGCUGGGAAUUUUGUGGAUUUGGUAGAAAGACACUUCUAUGAUGGCAUGGAGAUACAAAGAGCUGAUGGCUUUGUGGUACAAACGGGAGAUCCCGAAGGACCUGCUGAGGGGUUUAUUGAUCCUAGCACAGAAAAAACCCGCACAAUCCCGUUGGAAAUUAUGGUGAAUGGAGAAAAAGCACCUUUCUAUGGGGAAACUCUGGAAGAGCUUGGUCUGUACAAGGCUCAAACAAGGCUUCCGUUUAAUGCAUUUGGAACCAUGGCUAUGGCUCGAGAGGAAUUCGAGAACAAUUCUGCCUCAAGCCAAGUGUUUUGGCUUUUGAAAGAAAGUGAACUCACUCCUAGCAAUGCCAACAUACUGGAUGGCCGCUAUGCAGUAUUCGGUUACGUGACAGAAAAUGAAGAUUUCUUGGCAGACCUAAAAGUUGGAGAUGUUAUAGAGUCUAUCCAAGUUGUAGCAGGUUUGGAUAAUCUUGUUAAUCCAAGCUACAAAAUUGCUGGUUAGAUACCUAGGGGUUUGGGGCCCCUGGUUUAAGGAGAGAGAUUUCAAAUUCUUUGUAUUACAUUAUGUUGUGUUUUGUAUCACUAAUAAAAGAUCAUUGAGAACUGGAAUUUAGUAGAGAUUUCAAAUUCUUCACGUUUUUGUGAAGUCCUUACCUCUUGCAUACUUUGACAAAAUUGUUUGUUUCUAAAGAAGCUUGCUCUCUCUGGUUCUACACACUUCACUUCACUUCAUUGGCUUACUAAAACUCAAAUUAGGUCAAGGUAAAUAAUGUAAUGGCUAUGUUUGGUAAAACUAGCUG
Striga asiatica is the source of this 1946-nucleotide messenger RNA. Lineage: Eukaryota; Viridiplantae; Streptophyta; Magnoliopsida; Lamiales; Orobanchaceae. The record is from the annotation of a GenBank genome assembly.